UCCCAACUCAAAAAAAAAAAUCAAUCGUCUGGUCCGGAUGAUCUUUCAAAGCAUCCCAAACCUUAUCUCCUGUACACCAAUCCCUAUCACUCUCCUUUCUUCCCAGCAUAUCCACAAUCUUUUUUCCCAAACCGUAUAGUGCGCAGCCGAACAAGCCGCAGUAGGCUAGUGGAAUUUCAAUUUGCCCCUUCCCCCGUUGUGUUUCAUUCGGACCAAGAGCCUACUACUGGAUGUGGGUAUUCUUCUUCUUCUGUUAAAUUACGCGCUGCCAAUAGCUGGACUCUAACUUCAAUGGCAGCCAUCAUUUCCUGCCACCAAUAUUCCUUUGUUGCCACAUCUCCCCUUAAAAAAUCUGUUCACCAUAAGCUCUCCUCUACUGCUACUCACACUAACUUCCACUUUGCUCCCUCUCCUAACAAUGCUCCCAUUCAACCGCUAAAGCCCUUAUGCUGCUCCCAAACCCCACCUCCAUUUCGGUCUCCUCCUAAGCAGGAAAACUGGUUCUUCCCAUCUCUAAAGGGAUGCGCGAUCUCUAUAGCAUUAGCAGUUGGGUUGUUAACUGGGGUGCCAGCAUUGGCCAAUACUACCAGCAAUCCAGCAUUGCCAGAUGUAUCGGUUUUGAUCUCUGGACCGCCAAUUAAGGACCCCGGGGCGCUCUUGAGGUACGCACUGCCCAUUGAUAACAAGGCUAUCAGGGAAGUUCAGAAGCCGCUUGAAGAUAUUACAGACAGCCUCAAGCUUGCUGGUGUCAAGGCCCUCGACUCUGUUGAAAGAAAUGUCAGACAAGCAUCUCGGGCACUCAAGCAGGGUAGAACUGUGAUUGUGUCAGGAUUAGCAAAAUCUAAGGUUGACCAUGGCAUUGAAAUGCUUAACAAACUGGAGGCUGGGAUGGAAGAACUUGAACAAAUUAUUGCGGACAGGAAUCGGGAUGCUGUAUCCCCUAAGCAAACGGAACUGCUCAACUAUGUGGGAGGUGUUGAAGAAGACAUGGUAGAUGGCUUUCCAUAUGAAGUACCAGAAGAAUAUCAAAAUAUGCCUUUACUGAAAGGGAGAGCAGCUGUGGAUAUGAAGGUCAAGGUGAAAGACAAUCCCAGCCUGGAUGAAUGCAUAUUUCGUAUUGUUCUGGAUGGUUAUAAUGCCCCAGUAACUGCUGGGAAUUUUGUAGACUUGGUAGAGAGGCAUUUUUACGAUGGCAUGGAGAUUCAGAGAGCGGAUGGAUUUGUAGUUCAAACAGGAGAUCCAGAAGGCCCUGCUGAUGGUUUCAUUGACCCAAGUACAGAAAAGACCCGUACAAUACCUCUGGAAAUUAUGGAGAGAGUUAAUAUUGGAGUACUGCGUAUUCAAUCAUAUCAGUACAGAUUAGUUUAAAAGCUAUGCUGCCUGAUGGAUAUUAUCUUC
This is a messenger RNA of Coffea arabica (coffee), 1398 nucleotides long. The record is from RefSeq and is a predicted model, not a curated record. NCBI's taxonomy places the organism in Eukaryota, Viridiplantae, Streptophyta, Magnoliopsida, Gentianales, Rubiaceae.